Drosophila gunungcola (fruit fly) is the source of this 388-nucleotide messenger RNA. RefSeq lists its product as uncharacterized. The record is from RefSeq and is a predicted model, not a curated record. NCBI's taxonomy places the organism in Eukaryota, Metazoa, Arthropoda, Insecta, Diptera, Drosophilidae.
UUGUGUGACAAUCGCCUCGGAGCUGAAAGGCCCAAACCUUGGCUAAUCAAUAAAGUUGAGGCGAGUGGGGCACAAAACUGGGAAAUGGUUCACUAGAAAUGAAACUUUCUCCCUUCAUUGUAGUAUUGAUUAUGAUUUUCGAAGCCGUCGGUGGCUACGGCAAAUGUCCAUUGGGUAGGCAGUGGAACCCAAUGACAAAAAAGUGUAUAAAAUAUUACUUCGGCUCAUACAUUAAUAACUAUAAAAAAGGUGAGGCGAGACUAUUAAAAGUAAUGACAACUAAUUUCUGGGUUAAGCCAGGAAUAAACCCACAAAAGCAUAAACAUAAUUUAUAACAUUUGCAGAAAUAAAAGGAUUUCCAGACAAAUAAAGAGGAGACAAAAAAUGU